Stegastes partitus (bicolor damselfish) is the source of this 1191-nucleotide messenger RNA. RefSeq lists its product as uncharacterized. Bases 1 to 1191 code for a protein of 396 amino acids. Gene Ontology annotation, molecular function: GTPase activator activity; GTPase activity. Lineage: Eukaryota; Metazoa; Chordata; Actinopteri; Pomacentridae. The record is from RefSeq and is a predicted model, not a curated record. The transcript is spliced from 3 exons. Gene Ontology annotation, biological process: activation of GTPase activity.
AUGUUCCUGCUGGAGGCCCCCAGCAUGGACCGAGCAGCUCCUCAGAGGAGAACCGUGUACCGGAUCUCGCUGACCCUGGUCAAGAGGGAGAACCUGGAGGAGAAGCAGCGGGGCGGCGGCCUGCUGGAGCAGCUGCAGGAGGUGGAGGACGAGGCGGAGGGCUUGUCUUCUGGAGGCUGCAGGAGGAACUUCAGGACGUUCAGCACCGGGCAGCUGGAGCUGGGCCGCAUGAAGCUGUGCCGGAGGCUGCAGCCGGCCAAGGACCAGAACCCGGCAGGAGGCGCCGGCGGCAAGAAGAACAAGCUGCUGAAGGCGAGGAGCGUCGAGGAGAGCGGCUCCGAGCCUCCUCCAGGACCUGAUGGAGCCUCCUCGGGGGAGGCACCGGCGCUGAGCCCGGCGCUCAGGUCCGGUCUGCUGCGUCGCAGCUGCAGCUUCAGGAACUGGACCGGUUCCGAGCUGCGGCGGCUGAAGGCCAAAGACAAACUCCACAGCAGCUCCGGCUGCAUCCACCAGACCGACGCCGACCCGAGCAGGGAGAAGAGCCGGACCCUGGAGGUGGGCGCCAUCCUGAACCGGACCGACUCCAUGUCGGACCUGAGCCGCUGGGACCGAGCCAGAGCCAAGAACCGGACUCUGGACAACAGCGACCUGCAGCGGCUGCAGAAGGAGGCCGGCGGCGGCGGCGGCGGCGGCGGCGGCCUCCUGCUGCGAGCGGCGGCGGGUCGCUGCAGCGAGCGGCGCCUCGUUCGCUUCUUCAGCGGCUUCUUCUCCAGGAGAGACGCAGCGACGCCGACCGGCAGCCCCGACACCGGCAGGGGGCGCCGCCGGAGACCGGUUCUGGCCCAGUCCAGCACCGAGAGCGUGAACGGAAGCGACGAUGCGUUUGUGAACAGUCAGGAGUGGACGCUGAGCCGAACGGUACCGGAGCUCAAAGUGGGCAUUGUGGGUAACCUGGCCAGCGGUAAGUCGGCGCUGGUCCACCGGUACCUGACGGGAACCUACGUCCAGGAGGAGUCGCCUGAAGGUAGGAACCCGGUUCUGUUCCCAAAGUCCAGCUGGAUCAGUUUCUUCAGCGUUUUCCCGCCAAAAUCUUCCCGCUCUAAUAAAAUAGAUGACAAAAGAAGAGCAGAUAAAACCACCGACAACAAAAAAACAAGGAGAUACAGAUUAAAGCGCCGUCUGGCAGAAUGA